Cyphomyrmex costatus is the source of this 1512-nucleotide messenger RNA. RefSeq names its product transmembrane protein 145. Lineage: Eukaryota; Metazoa; Arthropoda; Insecta; Hymenoptera; Formicidae. The transcript is spliced from 4 exons. Gene Ontology annotation, biological process: G protein-coupled receptor signaling pathway; response to pheromone. The coding region runs from base 1 to 1437 and encodes 478 amino acids. The record is from RefSeq and is a predicted model, not a curated record.
AUGUGCGGAGGAACGCUCGUCGCACGAGCGCCGCGCACUCGAAACUCGGUGAAGCUGGGCUUUUUGCUGCUGCUCUUCUCGAUCGCGCAUCUGCCGUUGCUGCGACACGCCGAUGCUAAGAUACUCCAGGGCGAUUUGAUUACAAACGAAAACUGGGCAUUCCUCGCAAGAUUCUGUUUUUUAUCGAAGACCAGUCUUCUUCAGUACCACUUUCAAUUAGGAGGUGAAGAACAUAAUUUGAAGCUUCUUCUGUACUAUGAUGGAGCACAACAAUGGCCCGCAGUUUAUCCUUCCAAUAAAACGUGUCAGGAAAAAGAGAGUAUUCUCAGUCUCGAGAAAGGUCAAAUAAUACCACUGAAUACGUCGAUACCAAUGCGUUACUCUUCGGGAUGUGUCGAAGGUGAAGACGGUAUAGUUCUAUGCGAUAAUCAGAGGGGAUUCAUCUCGUCCCGACCAAGAUGGUGGUAUAUAGUUUUAGCCGAUUGCUUUUCCACGAAAGGUUUGAACGUCACGUACCGGAUAUCGCUGACUAAUGCGGCGCCCGGUACAUUCUGGAAGGAGCACUUUUCCGCGGACGAAUUCUACAUACUGCCACUGUUGAUACCGACCGCCUGCUUCUAUACGAUAUUCAUCGUUCUCAGUCUCUACAUAGCGUUGCAAUUGCGCUCCAGGAGAUUGCUACAUAUAUCCUACAAAUUGUUCAUAGCCUCCCUGAUAUGUCAAUUACUGGGAGUGUCAUUCGAGCUUUAUAGUUACAUUAAUAUUGGUCUGACAGGAAUGUCAGCAUUGAAUGCUUAUUUAUUAGGCCAAUUCUCAGAAGCAUGUUCCGAGACUCUGUACACAGUUCUCAUGCUGCUGCUCGCUAUCGGUUAUACGGUUACCAAAAGUGUCCUUACAGCAUCGCAAAUCCGAUGGCUUAUACUAUUUGUCAGUAGUACUACCCUUUGUCAAAUGUCGUUGUGUAUAUAUCAAUCCCAAGCAUUUGAUCCAGGAUUGGUGUUGUACAUUUAUGAGUCGUUACCGGGCUAUAUGUUAAUAGCAUUGAAAUUAAUUGCCUGGUUUGUGUUUGUCACUCGUUGUUUCAAGACCAUCAGAAAAUUGCAUACGAAGCUCCACUUCUACGCUUCGCUACUUUUCUUAGGAUCAGUGUGGUUCCUCUUUCAUCCUUUAACAAUAUUGAUCAACACUAUAUUCGUAGACGCAUGGGUGAGAGAAAGCAUGGCCAAAGGAAGUUCCCUCUUUAUUGUCUUCUUGGGUCACUUACUGUUUUUAUAUGUAACUCGACCAUCUGUGAAUAAUAAACGUUUUCCAUUCCACAUUAGAACAUUCCAAGUUGUGCCUAUAGGUGGUCAUGGACAGGAUCACAGUUAUGAACCUGGUCCUCAAACAGCGAUUACCACAUUUACUAUCACACGGUCACCAGCUCUCGUUAAUUAAUAAAUGUAAAUAUCACAAUAAAUAUAGAAAACAAACAUGGUAAAUUGAUGUGCAACCACUGGUGAAAAUGCACUG